CUGUCUUUUUUUGUUUACAAUAAUUUCUCUGCAAUUCACUUUCUUAUACAAUUAUUUGAUGUCAGGAAUUUUAUCCUCCGAGCCUUCAUCCCAAUUUCUUCGCUAAUCGCCACUAGUAUGAGUAUCCACGGUCCAUGUCUGCCUAAAUUUCAAUUCGUUUCAGCAUCGUUUCUCCAAAUAUAGCAAGAAUUCUCGCCGCUUACAAAGUCAAUUCUUCUAGCUACAUUUGAUUUGAUUGCACCUUCCCAUGAUUAUUGAUCAUCAAUCAUAGCAAUCACUGUACACUUUCGAGUUUACUUCACCAGAAAACGAUCCGAUCGCCACCGGGAAAGAUGAAAACCAGAGGCAAAAUAGGCAGCGAAGGUGGAUUAAUCGGUGGGUGGUUUAGUCUCGGUUGUCUCGGUUUACCUGCAGUCUUUCUCCUAUGCAUCUUCUUCUUCUUCUUCUUGGGAUUCUUCGAUUCUUCUCUAUUCUCUCAACAGGUUCCUCUUUUGUCUUCCCUAAUACUGCUGCUUCAUCUUUUUGGAUAUACCACAAACGAAUGCAAAACUGAGAUUCACGAUUUGUCCGACGACACCGAUUAUGCUGCAGCGUCGAAACAGGGCUCAUCAAGUAUGACCCGUAGUGACAGUAGCAAGAGAAGCUCUUCUAGUGAUCCAGAAGAUGCACAAAUAGUUUACCUCAAGGAUAAUGUCACAAUUCAUCCAACUCAAUAUGCCAAAGAGAGGAUCACUGGGCAUUUGAAGUUGAUCAAACAAGGUUAUUCACUAUAUAUGGUAAUGUCCUGCUCGUAUUCCUCUAAAGUUCUAUUUUAGUCUUUUAUAAUUCAUGUUCUUUUACAUUGUCCUCGAGUGCUAUAGCUGGAGUUAGACAAGCCUUAAUUACUGGGAUACCGUCUUUAUCAAUCUCCCUAAACUGG
Lactuca sativa (garden lettuce) is the source of this 919-nucleotide messenger RNA. The record is from RefSeq and is a predicted model, not a curated record. Lineage: Eukaryota; Viridiplantae; Streptophyta; Magnoliopsida; Asterales; Asteraceae.